This is a messenger RNA of Capsella rubella, 1828 nucleotides long. Its product is annotated as cyclin-B2-4. Gene Ontology annotation, molecular function: cyclin-dependent protein serine/threonine kinase regulator activity. Gene Ontology annotation, cellular component: cytoplasm; cyclin-dependent protein kinase holoenzyme complex; nucleus. The record is from RefSeq and is a predicted model, not a curated record. The coding region runs from base 248 to 1546 and encodes 432 amino acids. The transcript is spliced from 12 exons. Gene Ontology annotation, biological process: mitotic cell cycle phase transition; regulation of cyclin-dependent protein serine/threonine kinase activity. NCBI's taxonomy places the organism in Eukaryota, Viridiplantae, Streptophyta, Magnoliopsida, Brassicales, Brassicaceae.
AAAGACAUAUAUCCGCUCUUCACGUCUUCAAAAUCUUUGGAUUACUCUCUACAGUCCCUUUUAUUUUUGUUUUUCUUAUUUCCUUUUCCAGUUUGGUUUCCGUUGUGAGAGAGGAGAAGAUAAGAGGGGACGACGAGUCUUGAACAAUAAUAAAGAGAAUAGAACCAUACAGAGGUCGAUUUCUCUGUUGCUGUUAUGGGAUUUUGCUUCUGACAGAGAGACCUAGCGUUAAAGACACGGCAAAACAAUGGGUGGGUCAGAUGAGAACAGACACGCAGCUAUUGGAACGAUGAAUCGACAACAAGGGGGUUUACGUGGAGGAAAGGUGGUUCCGGGGAACGGGCAGACAAGAAGAGCAUUGAGUAACAUAAACAAGAACAUCAUCGGAGCUCCGGUUUAUCCUUGUGCUGUCAACAAGAGACCAUUCACUGAGAAAAAUGAGAUUUGUAACAAAAAGAUUCCACCUGUUCCAGUGCAUCGACCAGUUACUAGGAAGUUUGCUGCUGCUCAGUUAGCUGAGAACAAUCCUCAAAUCCACAAGGGGGAAACCAAGAAAUCAGACUUGAUAUCUAACGAGGUAUUGGAUAGAAUCAUAAUAGAUGUGGAAGAAGGAGACUUUAAUGAGCCAAUGUUUGUUCAACACACUGAAGCCAUGCUUGAAGAGAUUGACAGAAUGGAAGGAAUUGAGAUGGAAGAUUCAAAUGAUAUUGAUAUUGAAGAAAAAGAGUCUGUGAUGGAUAUAGACAGCUGUGACAAGACGAAUCCUCUAGCUGUAGUCGAAUACAUUGACGACAUAUAUUGCUUCUACAAGAAAAAUGAGUGUCGUAGCUGCGUCCCGCCUAAUUACAUUGAGAAUCAACAUGACAUUAACGAGAGGAUGAGAGGAAUCCUUAUUGAUUGGUUGAUUGAGGUGCAUUACAAGUUUGAGCUGAUGGAGGAGACGCUUUACCUCACAAUCAAUCUCAUUGACAGAUUUCUUGCGAUUCACAAUAUUGCAAGGAAAAAGCUUCAGCUUGUGGGUGUAACAGCUAUGUUGCUUGCUUGCAAAUACGAAGAAGUUUCAGUUCCGGUUGUAGAUGAUCUUAUCCUCAUCUCUGACAAGGCUUACACUAGGACAGAGAUUCUUGAUAUGGAGAAGUUGAUGGCGAAUACCUUGCAGUUCAAUUUCUGUCUUCCAACUCCAUAUGUGUUCAUGAGGAGGUUUCUCAAAGCUGCUCAAUCUGACAAAAAGGUGGAGCUUUUAUCAUUCUUCAUCAUCGAGCUAUGCCUAGUGGAGUACGAGAUGCUACAGUACACUCCCUCUCAGUUAGCAGCCUCAGCUAUCUACACAGCUCAGUCCACACUUAAAGGAUUCGAGGAUUGGAGCAAAACCUGUGAGUUCCACUCAGGCUACACGGAAGAAACGCUUCUGGAAUGUUCGAGAAAGAUGGUUGCUUUCCAUCACAAGGCCGGGACAGGGAAGUUAACAGGUGUUCACAGGAAAUACAAUACUUCUAAAUUUGGUUAUGCUGCAAGAACUGAACCUGCUGGGUUUCUACUGCUGUAAACCAACGGUUUGGCUCACACGGAAUCUAUAAUGGCUAAAGAGAGAGGAGCAACUCAAGUUGCAUAAGUGGGAAAUUCUCUGUUGACUUUGUCUGUUUCGAAGUCUCUGUAUAUGGUUUUAAUCUUUUCAAUUCUCGUUGCUGAGAGAGAAUAAUAGAAAACUUUAGGGUUCUUGAUUUCAAGCUCUUCUUUCCAAAUUCCAGUUCAGCAUCUUGGUUUCUAUUUUGUAUCAUAAAUGACAUCACGAAUGAAUAAUGAUCAAGGUUGAGCAAUUAGCCAAUUA